Messenger RNA from Lethenteron reissneri (Far Eastern brook lamprey), 3611 nucleotides. It is a transcript of the gene OPA1, whose product is annotated as OPA1 mitochondrial dynamin like GTPase. Gene Ontology annotation, biological process: intracellular distribution of mitochondria; mitochondrial fusion; peroxisome fission. Gene Ontology annotation, cellular component: cytoplasm; microtubule; mitochondrial membrane. The record is from RefSeq and is a predicted model, not a curated record. NCBI's taxonomy places the organism in Eukaryota, Metazoa, Chordata, Hyperoartia, Petromyzontiformes, Petromyzontidae. Gene Ontology annotation, molecular function: microtubule binding; GTP binding; GTPase activity.
UGGUGCUCGCCGCUGCCUCCCACUUUCGCUGCCUGCUGCCACCUUCUCUUUGCCAAGCCCGGCGCUACAUACCUCAGGAUGCAAGCGCACAACAGCAACAUCAUAUCCACCACGUGCGAUACCGCCGCGCACUUGCACGACACUACUCUGCGUUCACACGUGGACGUGGUUAUAAUUACCACCGGUUUGGUCAAGGAGGUGGCUACGCAGGAGGAGGUUGGACACAUGCCCGGACUUUUAUUCUGGUACGAGUUGCAGCUCGGCUCUUGCGGCUGAGGUACCUUGUGCUUGGUACAGCAGUCGGAGGAAGCUAUACUGCCAAGCAGAAAUAUGAGGAAUGGAAGGAUAUGCUGCCAGACUUGACAGAGUACUCAUGGGUGAUUCCAGAAUUUGUUUGGGAACUGGACAAAUACAUCGACUUUGACAAGAUUUCACAGAAUCUGCCAGACAGGGAGGACCUGGCCAAGUUCCUGCCGAAUCCUGACAAGGUGACAGAGUUCCUUCAGCGGCUACGCGACUCCUUGGCAUCAGGUGAGAGUUUGUUUAGAGAUAUCAAAGGAGCUGCAGGUCCACUUCACUUGUUAGAUCCAGCUGCAUCCACAAGCAUGAAUGCAUCUGAUGGGGGCCUGGGCUUCAGCACGCCCGCAGAUGGGGAAAAGAAAUACAAAAAGGGUCUCCUUGGAGAGCUCAUCCUGAUCCAGCAGCAGAUCCAGCAGCACGAGGAGGAGGCCCGGCGCUCGGCGGCACAGACCUUCCCCACCACGCCCCAGUACAGGCCCAAGAUCUCGGACAAGGACAGAUCUGACCAACUGCAGGAGGAGCUGCUUAAGACUCAGAUGAAGUACCAGCGGAUUCUGGAACAGCUUGAGAAGGAGAACAAGGAGUUGAGAAAGCAGCUUCUGCAGAAGGACGACAAGGGUAUCCAUCAGAGGAAGGUUAAGAAGUCGUUGAUUGAAAUGUACUCAGAAGUUCUGGACAUACUUUCGGACUAUGAUGCCAACUACAACACACAGGAUCAGUUGCCAAGGGUGGUAGUAGUUGGAGACCAGAGCUCGGGUAAGACCAGCGUACUGGAAAUGAUCGCUCAAGCUCGCAUAUUUCCACGUGGCUCUGGAGAAAUGAUGACCCGUUCACCUGUCAAGGUGACGCUCAGUGAAGGUCCGCAUCACGUGGCGAUUUUCAAGGACAGCUCGCGCGAGUUCGACCUGACCAAGGAAGACGACCUCGCAGCUCUCCGCAAAGAAAUCGAAAUACGAAUGAAGAAGAGCGUAAAGGAAGGGCACACCGUCAGCGCAGAGACGAUAUCUCUGAGUGUAAAAGGACCUGGUCUCCAGAGGAUGGUGCUGGUGGAUUUACCAGGUGUCAUCAGUACCAUGACUUCCGGAAUGGCUCCAGACACCAAAGAUGCGAUAUUCGCGAUGAGCAAAGGCUACAUGCAGAAUCCAAAUGCAAUCAUCCUGUGUAUACAAGACGGCUCUGUGGAUGCGGAGAGAAGCAUAGUGACCGACCUCGUGAGCAACAUGGACCCGCAGGGCAGGAGGACAAUCUUUGUCCUCACCAAAGUGGACCUGGCAGAAAAGAACCUGGCCAGCCCCAACAGAAUCCAGCAAAUCUUGGAUGGAAAGCUCUUCCCAAUGAAGGCCUUGGGUUACUUUGCAGUUGUUACCGGCAAAGGAAAUAGAGACGAAAGCAUCGAAUCAAUCAAAGACUAUGAAGAAGAGUUCUUCCAGAAGUCCAAACUCUGCAGGUCGGGGAUGCUCAAGGCGCAUCAGGUUACGACGAAAAACCUGAGCCUGGCUGUGUCCGACUGCUUCUGGAAGAUGGUGCGCGAGUCUGUGGAGCAGCAGGCAGACGCAUUCAAAGCUACGAGAUUUAACCUGGAGACCGAAUGGAAAAAUAAUUACCCAAGGUUGAGAGAGCUGGAUCGGAAUGAACUCUUUGAAAAAGCCAAGAAUGAGAUUUUGGAUGAAGUCAUCAGCCUCUCACAGGUCACCCCCAAGCACUGGGAGGACAUCCUGCAGAAGAAGCUGUGGGAGCGAGUGUCGACGCACGUCAUUGAGAACAUCUACCUCCCCGCUGCACAGUCGACCGACUCGGGCACUUUCAACACGACGGUGGACAUCAGGCUCAAGCAGUGGGCCGAGAAGCAGCUGCCCAACAAGGCCAUCGAGGUGGCGUGGGAGACGCUGCAGGAGGAGUUCUCCCGAUUCAUGGCCGACCAGAAGGAGCAGGAGGCGGACGACAUCUUCGACAAGCUCAAGGAGGCGGUCAAGGACGAGGGCAUCAAGCGGCACCACUGGAACGAGCAGGCCGAGGACAGCCUGAGGGUGAUCCAGCACAACGCGCUGGAGGACCGCUCCAUCUCCGACAAGCAGCAGUGGGAUGCUGCCAUCAAGUUCAUGGAGGACACGCUACAGGCCCGGCUGCGUGACACUGAUAAUGUCAUCAGGGACAUGGUUGGCCCAGAGUGGAGGGAACGUUGGAUUCAAUGGACCAACCGCACCCCAGAGCAGAGCGUCCGGAACGAGACAAAGUCGGAGCUGGAGCGGCUGCUGAAGGUGGAUGGCGAGCACACGGCGUACCUGGCCAGCGAUGAGAUCACCACCGUGCGCAAGAACCUGGAGUCCCGCGGCGUGGAGGUGGACGCUGGCUUGAUCAAAGACACGUGGCACCAGGUUUACAGACGCAGCUUCCUCAAAAAAGCCCUGGACCACUGCAAUCUGUGCCGGCGAGGAUUCUACUACUACCAGAAGAACUUCGUGGACUCGGAGUUGGAGUGCAACGACGUCGUGCUGUUCUGGAGGAUCCAGCGCAUGCUGUCAAUCACGGCCAACACACUAAGGCAGCAGCUCACCAACACUGAAGCUCGGAGGCUGGAGAAGAAUGUGAAGGAGGUGCUGGAGGACUUUGCAGAAGACAACAGCAAGAAGAUCAGGCUUCUGACUGGGCGUCGGGUUCAGUUGGCUGAGGAGCUCAAACGAGUACGAGAAAUUCAAGAGAAGCUGGAGGCGUUCAUCGAGGCUCUGCGCAAUGAAAAAUAAUACCCCACGCGCAGUGAAUCCUGUUCGGUUCGGGAAGCUUCUCGCUCGUGGCCCACCGUUGAGGGAUCUGUGUCAGAUGAAGAUCAACACGGGUCAAUCAUGUUUCCCACCACUCCUUCGGGUAACUGCCCGACAGCUUCACUUCAUUUUGUUGUCGUCUGUAACGCAGCCGAUUCAUAUGUAUAUAUGUGGCCCUUCCAAAAAAACAUCUCCCCCCCCCUCCCUCCCUGUACCGUCCACCUCCCAACACAUGCUCGCACACGUGUAUGGACUCGCAUCGUGAAUGGCAAUGAAUUGGGGAGAUGUAGCGAUAGCACUGAGGACGGUGCAUUCACAGAAUGCACGCACGAUAACCGCCCCGUCUCGGUAGAUGUACCAUACUUUGUGCAAUAAAAGUGUUAAUAAAGGUUAACGUCCUAAACGCUGCCUUCAGAGUUGAUUGCACUUCCUUUGUGUUGCAGUUGCGAACAAGCACUUGUUGAUUUUUUAAAUAGCUACAAGGGUGAUGACCUCAUUUAGUUUCGACUGCAGCGUGUGCUGCUGUAUUAUCGCAGCUUUUGCUGCCAUGAG